AAUAAUAUUCGGUUUUAUUCAAUUAUAAUCGCUAUUCUUCUUUAUUUUUCCAUCCAUAGCCCACCUUUAUCCAGUAAAACUUGAUAUGUUCACUCUCUCAAAAACCAAUUUUCGAUAAUUACGUAUUGAUUUCCAUUGCAGCUGCAAGUCAUAUCGCCUAACGAAUUAAGUUUUUGUUAAUGUAGCAACAAUGGGCGACUCAAACAUUUUUGGAAAACGACAACGAAAUAGCGGUAUGAUGAUAACAAUGUGAUUACUUGUCUCGUCAAUGAUUUACAAGUUCUGAGUUUAUCCUGAUAGUCCUUAUUAUUAAUUAUUAAUUAGUUAUUAAAAUGCAUUCAUUUCUAAGCCGCGCAAAUGCAGUUUCCGCGUACGCCUUGAGCGUAUUAGCAUGCGUGACUUUCAUGUGUUUCCUAUCAACGCUCUUCAUCGAUUACAGAACUGAAGCUUCAAUUAAUACAGUUAAAGCUAUUGUGAAAAGUAUUUCCAAUUACAAUUCUGAGAGACAAACCAAUGAUCUUGGACAUAUUACCAUUGAUCUCAAAGCUGAUUUAACGCCAUUAUUCAACUGGAAUGUGAAGCAGCUUUUCGUAUAUUUAUAUGCAGAAUACGAGACACCAUCAAAUUCCCUAAAUCAGGUCAUUUUGUGGGACAAAAUAAUCAAACGUGGCGAUAAAGCGAAUUUAAAUUUGAAGAAUAUCAAUGUGAAGUAUUACUUCUGGGAUGACGGAGCGGGUUUAAAGGGAAAUAAAAACAUUACAUUAACAUUAUCGUGGAAUGUGAUUCCAAAUGCUGGUUGUCUUCCUCAUGUGAAUGCUAUUGGUCAACAUUCCUUCAGUUUCCCAAAUGAAUAUACUGUUGCAAAACAAUGAUGGUAGAGCUUAUAAUCUCAGGUUUCGAAUGUAAAAUAUUAUUCUGCUAUACUACGAUAAGUACGGCCAAACACGAAGUACGAUCUCGCUUUUACGUUACAAAAUAAGUUCGAGGGUUUUUUUUGGAAUUUUUGUUUCAUUCACCAUAAUAAUACAUCAAAGAUUUUGUUUUCGAUGUUGUGUAAAAACCUUAGAACGUGUAGUUUAUGUAAAUUUUUGCUUCGG
This is a messenger RNA of Planococcus citri (citrus mealybug), 1097 nucleotides long. It is a transcript of the gene Spase22-23, whose product is annotated as Signal peptidase complex subunit Spase22-23. The record is from RefSeq and is a predicted model, not a curated record. Gene Ontology annotation, biological process: protein targeting to ER. Gene Ontology annotation, cellular component: membrane; signal peptidase complex. Bases 333 to 872 code for a protein of 179 amino acids. NCBI's taxonomy places the organism in Eukaryota, Metazoa, Arthropoda, Insecta, Hemiptera, Pseudococcidae. The transcript has 5 exons.